This is a messenger RNA of Phytophthora nicotianae INRA-310, 4002 nucleotides long. RefSeq lists its product as hypothetical. Gene Ontology annotation, biological process: proteolysis. The record is from RefSeq and is a predicted model, not a curated record. The transcript has a single exon. Gene Ontology annotation, molecular function: serine-type endopeptidase activity. The coding region runs from base 188 to 3853 and encodes 1221 amino acids. NCBI's taxonomy places the organism in Eukaryota, Oomycota, Peronosporomycetes, Peronosporales, Peronosporaceae.
CAGGUCAGUGCCGCCCACACGAAAUACCUGAGCAGAACCGCGGCGAGCCCAUCAAAAUGGCGAUCCAGUGGACGCAGGCAGGGCGCCACCAGGUGUACAGUAGAGGUGCCGUCGCCAUGUGGUCAUCGUCUUGUCCAGCGCAAUGGGGCGGGCCUCAGCACAGAGACUUUAGGACGGAAGCCCCAGCAUGCCGCUGUGUCGGACCAUGCGGGUGCUCUUCCUAGGCUUGGCCUUCGCAAUACAAGGCACGGAGUCGUCCCUCACCGAUGCGAGGGGGCUGCAGUUCGUGGACCAGGAGGCCUUCUGCGCCUACCACUGCAGCGCAUCGCACGUGGCGCAGGCUUAUCGCCACUUGAGCGAGACGUCCGAGUGUUUAGAGGCCAAUUGUGGCCGAUUCCUAGCAGAAACUACACAAACCAGAACGCGGCGGAGACUGCGCCCGGCGUUCACGUUCACAGACAGCAACGCCACCAACCAGUCGUCUGUGGUGGGGGACGUUCACGCAGCGAGCGAAGACGGCAAGGACGUGACCAUUAUCAGCGUUGUAUCGUGCGCCAGCGUGACGGAUGUGACACUCUCGAUCGGAGACCCGGAGACCGACGCGUUUGCCAACUUUUACCAGGCGUUUAGCUCCGCAUAUGACGCCAUGUUGUCCGGAGACAACGCGACGUACGAUGCGUGUCAACUGCAGUUCCUGCAGAAGGAGCUGCUGGCCAAUUACUCGACCGAACUGGACGACGAACCGGACGAAAUGGAGAUCAAACCGACGCUAGUCAAGCUGAACUCAACCAGCGACGAACUGAAAUGUUUAGCGAAAAUUAAGAAAAUCUGGCCCGCUACAAGCGAGAGCCACACUCCAUUCUUGACUAGAAGCGACCAGGACGAUGCAGCGGCGACAGUUAUGCUGGUACACGUGAGCGCGUCUGUAGGGGACGAUAUCCUGGCUCUGGAAUGUGUGGAGAGCGUGACAGUUCUCCCGGCCAUUUUGAAGCUCAUGCCGUUCGCCAAGAGCUCGUACGCUUUAUCAAGGAGUUCGAGCGAGAAGAAAGAGGGGCCAGCACUGGAGAUCCGACUGGCUAAAGUGGUGAACACUGCACAGAUACUCAAGAAACUAUCGGCGUAUGUUACCAAAGCGACGGGUAUUAAGAACUUGAUUGCGAUGCAGAGCUCCACGGCGGAGACAGGUGGAGUGUUGCUACAGGCUGCAGUGGACGACUACGACACGUGGACUCAAGCGCUGGCUAUUGUACUGGAUGACGAGGCUGUAGAGUGGGUGGAUCUGCAACAGGUUGUCAAGACUGGCGCGCUGCAAGAGCUCAAGACGCCGGCUCUAGAGCAGCGACUGCUACGUCAGAGGUUCGUUGAGGAGCUGGAGAUGGCAGAGACGCACACCAGUCGACGCCUUGACGACUAUGUGCAGGACCUCGUGGGUGUGAACAUUAUGCAGGAGCACAACAUCACUGGCAGCUCCAUCAUCGUAGGGAUCACAGACACGGGACUGUACAUCGACCACGACCAGUUCGACCAGGAGUCGAGGAAUAUGUACGACGACGAGGACUUGACGGCACGUAAAGUGAUUUACUACCAGACGUUUGCGAACGAUGUGGACGAAGCUGAAGGAGUGACGUGCGGCCACGGUACGCACGUGUCUGGUGUUCUGGCUGGAAGUUCGUACAGCCGAAAGAACAGCGACCUCGGUAUUGCGUCCAGCGCACGGAUCGCCUUCAUGGAUAUCGGUAAACAGGCAUCGACGUGUGCGGGAACCAGCGGCUGUGAUGUGUCAUUGGAGACACCGGGGGAAGUGACGAACCUCAUGAAGGCGCAAGUGGCGACAGGUGCCAAGAUCUUCUCCUUCUCGUGGGGCACAGGCGCCAAUGACUACAACACGCAGACGCAGCAGGUGGACGAAUACAUUUACGACAACCCCGAGAUUCUCAUCAUCGUAGCAGCAGGAAACAGUGGAGAGACUGGCGACUACACGAUCAGUAGUCCGUCCGGCGCCAAGAACGUCAUCUCCGUUGGCGCUAGUCUUAACGCGGCCGCUUCGUUCUCAUCUACGCCGUGUCAGUCGGUUCUUAACGAGAACACAGUGGCGUCCUUCUCUUCGAUCGGCCCUACUCUGGACGGACGGCAGAAGCCGGACCUGAUUGCGCCUGGCAUGUCCAUUACCUCGUCUCAGUCGGAGAAACCUGGUUCAACCAUGAAAUCUUCGGCCGUGUGCUCGUUACAGGGAACAUCUCAGGCCACGCCAGUGAUCGCCGGUAUGGCUGUGCUAAUCUACGAAUGGCUACGUGAUGGCUGGUGGAAGAACGGCGUGGCGGACCCCACGUACGGCAUGGACACGAUCCCGGCGUCUUUGAUUAAGGCGCUGCUGCUACACAGUGGUGAAGCCAUGUCUCGGCGUCUCAUUGAGCCCAGCACUGGCGUCACGUCUUGUGUGGCACUGGAAGCCGCCGCGAAAACGCUCACGUCGUACCCGGACUUCAACCAGGGGUACGGGAAACCCACGAUGCUCAACUUGGUGUCGUUCAUGGGCGGCAACAACGCGUCGUCUUCUUCGUCGACCAGUAGUAAUACUAUCUACUUCUUCCCCAACUCGUCGUCUGGAUCGGAGCCCAGUGUGACCGAAGGCAGUGAGGUGACGUUCCACUUCAUGUUGACAGCCAGUGUGAACCUCCGAGUGACGGUCGUGUGGACGGAUCCGCCUGGAUCUGUGGGCAGCAAGGCGACGCUGCAGAACGAUCUGGAUCUGACGCUUAAAGUGGCCAACACGUCUGCAGUCUUCUAUCCUCUGUCCGGGAACGGGUCCCGUGACUCGGUCAACAACGUGGAGAUGGUCGAAGUUUCCUACGACGACGUGUUGGACGCCGUGACGGAGGCGGGGAUGGUGGUGGAAGAUGGAUACAUCUACGUUCAAGCCGUGGUGAGUGGCCACAGUGUAAAGGCUGGAGAGAACGCGACGACUACCGGUCAGAAGUUCUCGAUUGUUGCGUCGUCCACCCCGUCGUCCACGUCCAUGACGUCGGCUGGGGACGGCGACUCGGCCUUCUGGCAGCCGUGGAUGACGAUCGGUGCCAUCGUUGUAUGUACGCUGGCUCUACUCUUCGUCAUCGCAUUGGUGUGGCGUAUGCGCGUGACCAUGAAGGCCGACAACCUCAAGGCGGAUCACGGUACUCCCUCCGCUGAUGCUGCGCUCACGGGCGCGGCCGGAAGGAGGAAACUCAGCCGUCGGGAGCGCAAGAGAGCCAACGAGGAACGCACCAGUGUACCGCACAUUCACCCCAACUACCGCAACGUGAAUGCAGGAGGUAGUCUGCGUCCUGCUCUAGAGGAACCGAUGGCCAUGGGUAGUCGACGUGCAUAUGAUCACGAACCCAGUCGACGCGCCUUCGACCCGUCCGCCGCCGGUGUACACGAACCCAGUAAACGUACUUUUGACCCGUCCGCAGCUGCUGUACGUGAGCCCAGUCGUCGUGCUGCAGUCCCCUUGGAGCCGCCUCAGCCUACUUCAGCGCGUAAAACUAGUCGUCGUGCUGCCGCUGCGCUAGCGGAGCCUCGUCCUCCGAGCAAACGCCGUGACGGUAGCGACCGUGGACAGGAACGCAAGCACAGUGACGGUAGCGACAGAGGACGCGUGCGUAGCGAGCGGAGACGGGAACGAGAACGCAGCGACCGCAGUGAUGGAAGCGACCGGGGCCGUGUACGUAGUGAGCGAAGACGGGAGCGAGAGCGAAGUGACCGCAGUGAGCGACCGGGUAGCGAUCGGGGACGCGAACGCAGCGCCAGGAAGCACGAGCCUGCUAAAGCACAUUCAUCGCGGCGUAACAAGCCCCCGAUCAUUCUGUACGAGUGAGCUGGAGAUCAUGUGGAUAGUGUGAGGUCAAUGUAAGAGGAGACGUUGUGCCGUACAUCGGCGCGUGAUAGAAGCCCGCCGCGCCUAACUCAGUGAAUUAUGGUAAUUUUGUCAACGUAAAAAUUUGUUCUUAGAUUUGGCUAUUCCAA